CGCACGGCUUGUUAACUGCACGUUCCCUCGAACCUCACGAGUAGUUGUGUAUGAAAGUUUACGUAUCGAAUACCUGUUACAGAACAUUCAGUGCGUGUAUAACUAGUGUUUGACUUUUGUGUGUGUGAUUUUAGACUAUUCGUUUAUACGGAUUUAAGUUUUUCAUUGGAAAAAUAAUAUUUCAAAGGUUAAAUAAGAACACACAAAAAUCAGAAUAAUGGGCUAGGAAUAUUAAAAUACCCGGCAAAAAUGAACGAGAGUAGAGAAAGAAUUCGACGGGAGAGGGAGCGAGAAAAGAACACAUACACCUCUCCCCGUCUAGCUUUACGAAGAGUGCUGUUACUAGCUGAGGGUCGGCAGUUCAGGGAAGCGGCAGCCAUCUUGUCGAGGCUGGGACCUGGGGUGCUUCACAGCGUAGCCUCGGAGUUGCCGAUAGAUUUGCUGAUAGAAGCUCUGCCACAUUCAGCUCAUCUCCUCGAAACACUUUUGAACAGGUUAAUAGCACUGGAGAUAACUCCACGCCCGGAGGUGCAAUGCGAGGCGGUGGCAUGGAGGCUGGUCGGGUUACUUGGGGGGGAGCAAGGCUGCGGCUUGAGGCCCAAGACCUCACGCCUGGCCAACGCACUGCUUCACUACAGUCCCGAUGCCAGAGACGCGGUGGACAACAGGAGGAGACAGCUGGACUCUGCUGUUCAGGGUCUUGGCACUCACGGCCUCACAGCAGACGCGUCGGGUUCCCUCAUCUCCCUGCACGUAGCCAUGAAGAAUGAGCUGCAGAGGCACGUGGAGGUCUACAAGCAGGCUCUGCAUAAGCUGGAAGAGCUGUCAUCAGUGACCGUCAGCCAAGACCCAGCAUCCUCAUCCCACCAGCGGCUCCUAGCGCUGUCCCACGCAGACGUCGAACGUCGACUCAUCGACAACAAGAGUCUCCUCACUAUUGUCGAUAAACCCGCACUGCGUCAGCUGCCAACACUUGUCGCGUCUUUAGCGGCUAGAGUGGAAAGCGACAAGGCGGUGCUGGCAUGCGUUGGGCAGAUCAAGAGGAGCGAUCCAACGUUGGAUCUUAGUGACACUAGGCCGGUAGCCGGAGUCCUCAUGAGCUACUCGCGUGGCUGUGCAGCCGUCCUGUCGCAGAUGACCGAGGGUCAGAUAGCAGUGGAGACGACUCCUCGAUCUCCAACAGACUCCGCCAGCGACGGGUAUCAUUCAGACAGCGACGAUUCCCACCAGCACCCUGAUAGGAGCAAGCUGGUGUCACAAUACGCGGCGGUAUGGUCGCGAGCCGCAGACGAGGUGUUGCCAGCGUUGGCCGCGUUGGACCCACUGAAGCCAACGCCCAACCUCAAGUACAAGAUCGUCUUCUCGAUUGUUGUUUUGUCCUUCCGAGCGGCGAUAAGUCUACGGGAUAAGCGGCUCAACGAAGUGAAGGCUCUCUUGGGAUGCGACUCCGACGACACGCCGGGCGCAGCUGGCUUCGUCGCGGCCGCCAUGAGACUGCUAAGAAACACUGCACACACCUUCCCCCUGGGGGACGCUGAGAGGACUGUUGUCAAUCAGGUGGUGAGCACCCUGCGCGAGUAUCCGUGCCUGGCGGGCUGUGGCGCGCUGCACGCACUGGUGGCCGCCGCCAGCCGCGCGGCCUGGGCGCUCAGCCUGCACGCGCCACCGCUCCGCAUCGACACCGACUUCACGCCAGUGGUGAUGAAUCCAGAGAAGCACGUGAGGUACUCCCUGGGGGACUCUCGGGAACGCCGCUCCGACCUGAUAAAGUCGUUCGUGUGGCCCGCGCUCAUGGAUGGAAACAGAUGCGUUUUCAGAGCCGUUGUCUUGACUUAACCUUUUAAGCCACACUUCUUAGACAAAAGAAAGAAAAAAGAAAACAAAAACAAGUUCACCACCAUAUCUUACGCACGGUUCGCUCCG
Messenger RNA from Pararge aegeria (speckled wood butterfly), 1923 nucleotides. RefSeq lists its product as uncharacterized. The record is from RefSeq and is a predicted model, not a curated record. Lineage: Eukaryota; Metazoa; Arthropoda; Insecta; Lepidoptera; Nymphalidae. Gene Ontology annotation, biological process: mitochondrial protein catabolic process; mitophagy by internal vacuole formation. The coding region runs from base 250 to 1836 and encodes 528 amino acids. The transcript is spliced from 10 exons. Gene Ontology annotation, cellular component: mitochondrial outer membrane.